Molecule: messenger RNA, 1383 nt
Organism: Thrips palmi
Lineage: Eukaryota; Metazoa; Arthropoda; Insecta; Thysanoptera; Thripidae
Exons: 4
Coding region: 1-1383 (460 amino acids)
Cellular component (GO): chitin-based extracellular matrix
Molecular function (GO): structural constituent of chitin-based larval cuticle
Source: RefSeq, a predicted model, not a curated record
AUGCCUGACAACCACCGCUUCUCCAAUUUAAAAUUCAAGCCUCGCAUUUCUUGUUUACGCCUGUGUCGUAAACGGCACCCAUUCAACAAACCCGUCGUCGACACGCCCGAGGUGGCCGCGGCGCGCGCGCACCACCUCGCCAUCGUGCAGGACGUCCGCGCCAGGGGCGCCAGCGGGGUCGUGUCCGUGACGCCCACGCCACUGGCCGCCGUGGCGUCGUGGUCCACGCCGUCCAGCCAGUACGCCCAGCAGCGCGUCUGGACGGUCUCCAGCACGCCGGCCCCCGUCCAGGACACCGUGGAGGUGGCCGCCGCCAAGGCCAAGCACUUCGCCGCCGUCCAGGAGGCCAACGCCAGGGCCGCCGUCGCGUCGCAGCAGUCUUACCAACACUCCGGGGUUCAAGCGUAUCAGCAACAGCGCCACCACCAGCAGUACUCCGUGUCCGUGACCCCCAGCCCGGUGCAGGAGACCCCUGAAGUGGCGGCCGCCAAGGCCCAGCACCUCGCCGCCGUGGCCCAGGCCGCCGCGCGCGUGUCCUCCUCCAACUCCCUCUCCAGCGGCUACGCCGUGCCCGCGGCCGUGCCCGCCAUCGGCGUGUCGCGCUUCCACUACCCAAACGUCCCCGCCGACUUGGCGCCCCGCUUUCCCGCCCCCGCCCCCACCCCCAUCGCCGCCUGGCCCGCCGCCAACGUGGCCGUCCGCUACAACACCAUCGCCUCCGUGGAGGACGGCACCGGCCGCUACGUCCCCGACGACGAGGGCCAGUACGACCCUCGCCUGGACGCCGAGGGCCAGUACGACCCCCGCCUUGACGCGGAGGGCCAGUACGUCCCCAGCCUCAACGACGAGGGCCAGUGGGUGCCCAGCGCCAACGAGGGCCAGUACAUCGCCGGCCGCGAGGACCAGUCCGACGAGGACAACAUGCCCUACAGCUACAGCUACUCGGACGGGCUCAGCAGCAAGACGGAGACGAAGACGGCGGACGGCCUGACGCGGGGACGCUACUCUUACGUGGACGCCAACGGAGUGUUGCAGGCCGUCGACUACGAGGCGGACAACUACAACGGAUUCCGCGCGUCCGGUACCAACCUGCCGCAGGCGCCAUCCGCGGCGCCCGUCGCCCCCGCCGGCCGCAUCUACCACCCCCCAGGCCCCGCCUACCCUGUCCCCGCGCAGGUCUUCCAGGCGCCCAUCGCGGCGUACGGCGUCCCCUCGCAGCCCAUCCACCCUCGCCCCAUCGCCGCGGCCUACGCCGCCCCCGCCGCCGCCGUGGCCGUCCCCGACGUGCCCGCCGACACGCCCGAGGUGGCCGCGGCCAAGGCGGCCCACUUCGCGGCGCACCGGGAGGCCGGCGCACGCCUCGCCAGCGCGUACAGCGGCUAG